Messenger RNA from Cavenderia fasciculata, 1071 nucleotides. It is a transcript of the gene ragC, whose product is annotated as Ras-related GTP-binding protein. Gene Ontology annotation, biological process: cellular response to starvation; cellular response to amino acid stimulus; positive regulation of TOR signaling. Gene Ontology annotation, molecular function: GTP binding; GTPase activity. The record is from RefSeq and is a predicted model, not a curated record. NCBI's taxonomy places the organism in Eukaryota, Evosea, Eumycetozoa, Acytosteliales, Cavenderiaceae. The transcript has 5 exons. Bases 1 to 1071 code for a protein of 356 amino acids. Gene Ontology annotation, cellular component: nucleus; lysosome; Gtr1-Gtr2 GTPase complex.
AUGAGCGACGAAAACUACGGAGAAGAAUACGAAUCAUCCUUCCUUGGUAACUUGGGAUACGGUGGCGAGAAUCAAAAUGAAGGUCAAGCUUCCUCUCAAAUUGAAAAUAAGCCAAAGAUCUUCCUUAUGGGUUUAAAGAGAUCAGGUAAAUCAUCAAUUCAAAAGGUUGUAUUCCACAAGAUGUUACCAAAUGAAACUUUGUUUUUAGAAAGUACUAGCAAGGUUGUAAAGAAUGACAUAUCAAAUAGCUCGUUUGUUCAAUUCCAAAUCUGGGAUUUCCCAGGUCAAUUGGAUUUCUUUGAUCCAGCAUUCGACUAUGAAUACAUUCUCAACAACUGUGGUGCCAUCGUAUUUGUCAUUGAUGCUCAAGAUGAUAUCACAGAAGCUUUGGUUAAAUUACAUCAAACUAUUGUUAAAGUUCAUCAAAUUAAUCAAAACAUUCACUUUGAAGUAUUUAUUCACAAGGCUGAUGGUUUGUCUGAUGAUCACAAGAUUGAUCGUCAACGUGAUAUUCAACAAAAGGCAACUGAUGAAUUAGCAGAUGCCAACAUUCAUAUUCACCCAAGUUUCUACGUUACAUCCAUCUAUGAUCACUCUAUAUUUGAAGCUUUCUCAAAGGUCAUUCAAAAACUUAUUCCACAACUCCCAACUUUGGAAAACCUUUUGGAUGUCUUUAUUUCUAGAUCAAGAAUUGAAAAGGCAUUCCUUGUAGAUGUUGUUAGCAAGAUUUAUGUUGCUACUGAUAAUUCACCAGUCGAUAUGCAAACCUACGAAUUGUGCAGUGAUAUGAUAGAUGUUGUCAUUGAUGUUUCAUGUAUCUAUGGUCUCAGAGAAGAAGAGGAGGGUUUGGGUUAUGACCAACAAUCACACUCUGUAAUUAAACUCAACAAUGGAAUGGUUUUGUACUUGAGGGAAGUUAACAAGUAUUUGGCUUUAGUUUGUCUCCUUCGUGAAUCUAAUUUUGAUAAGCAUGGUUUAAUUGAUUAUAACUUUAUUUGUUUCAAAAAGGCUAUUGAAGAAGUAUUUUCACGUAGAACUGCACAAAGCAAGAAGAAACCAAUCAAAAAGUAA